Molecule: messenger RNA, 1092 nt
Organism: Colias croceus (clouded yellow)
Lineage: Eukaryota; Metazoa; Arthropoda; Insecta; Lepidoptera; Pieridae
Exons: 8
Coding region: 164-1015 (283 amino acids)
Molecular function (GO): zinc ion binding
Source: RefSeq, a predicted model, not a curated record
AAAGCAUUGUGCGUUUGAGAUUCGACAGUGAUGUACUUGUGAAAAUAUUGAGCAUGGACAAAUAGAUGAUUGAACCAACUUUUAAAUAUUUUUGUCUCCCCCGGAGUCGAAAUUACCACCACGCUGUUGCUAACUCCAACUUUUUAUUUAGAUAAAGUUAAAAAUGGCGUCUCAAGCCAGCGAAUCUCCAGGGCCGUAUGUGAUACCCUUACCAGAGAGGCGCCCAUCUCUACAGCAUACAGUUUAUAUAGAUUUGGACGACAUAAGGCCAGAAAACGAAUUAGCAAAUUCAAGGGUAAAUGCAUCUUCUAGUAGCAGAGAAUUUGUUUCGGCAGAGAGUUCCAGGCAGAAUGACCAAGCGCAGGGGCAGAAUAGCCAAAGCUAUGUUGAAGAAACAAUAUUCUACGAUCCCUUCGACGACAGGAGGAUAGACGUCGUGAAGGAGGGCCCCCGACGUCCCAACCAACUAACCCUGACUAGUACUUCAGUUCAAUAUCAACCCUCAGUUCAUACAGUUGAUACGAGUAGACAAAGCCCUGUGUACUCAUCACUUCCCCGUAUAAAUCCUGUCCAAACACCGCCAGAUGACGGAUUCAGACUCACUCCCCUGCCCGUAGCGGACACGCCUGAGCCACCGCCAGCGUACACGGAAAUUGAUACGAGGCAGGAGAGAUUGGCACCUCCUGUACCUUGUAACCCAGGUUACCACCUCCCUCAGCUCCCUGGCGAACAAGACAGAAAACUGAUCACCUGUCCUUUCUGCAGGGUACGCGUCUAUACCCUGGUAGUUAGAGAAUCUGGCGCUAUAACACACGUGAUGGCUGUUAUAUUAUUCUUUUUCUGUUUACUCCUCGUAUUCUGCAUAUACUGCAUGGAUUGGUGCAAAUACAAGAAUCACUAUUGUCCGAAUUGCAACAAUCUGAUCGGAUACGAAAUACCAUUUCUGUGCACUGACAUGGUCUAUUCUAAAAAACCUUCCAUCGUUGUAAUACAUGAUAUGUCGUAUCGUAUAUAAUAUAUCGUAUACUAGCUUACCGCCCGCGGCUUCGCCCGCUUUCUCUAAAACGAUUUGAAAUAUAAACUAUCCCUCUC